AUGAAGUGCUUAAUUUUAUUUAUUUUACUUACAAAUUUAUUUAUUUACGAAGUGCAUGCUGGUAUAGGCGAUUAUGUAAGCUCUCUAGGUGAAUAUUUUGGUUAUAAACAGGAACAAGAGGAAAAUGUUGAAGGUUUUGAACAGAAAAUUCCAUAUGAAGUAUCCACAAUUGACGAAAAGUUUCUUAAUGAGGCUGCCAAACUUACUGGAGUUGCACUGUCUGAAUUAGACUCGUGUCAACACAGGGUGAUUCUAAAACUAAAAACUGACUGCCACAAAUUAAACGAUGAGCAAGUGGCCAAACUGGCAGUCCACCUUCUAAAUUGCCAGUCUUACAUAGAAGGCAGGCAAAUUUUCCUUUGCACUGACGAAAUGAGUAUAAAAGAUUGUACAAUCAGAAUGGACUCUGACACUUGGACUAGUUAUCACUUAAUGAGCAAUAGAGCUAGGGCUGUGUGCUACAUGAUAAGACAAAAUCAGUUUAGGGGUUUAGCUGAGAAUACAGUCAAUAGAUUGAUGGAUGCUGCACAGAAUCAGUUAAAAACUUUGGGAACAAUUGCUCAUAAUCAGGAAGAUUUGAUUAAUAUUGCUGAGACUACAUAUGAAACACUAACUCAAGGUCAUGAAACAUUGUCUAAGCAACAGUCUGAUCUACAGAAGGCACAAUUUCAUGGACAGUUAGCUAUAGAAGAUAACAUUAAUAGAUUAGUGGAUGAGAAAAAAUUAAUUUUGGAAACGCACAAUGAAUUAAUCCAAAUGACUAAAACUGUAAAAGAAAAAUUGGAGAAUACUGCCUCACAAAUGGAUAACCAAAGUAAUGAAAGUAAAGUUAAUCAUAAGGAGCUUCUGCAAGAUUUGCUUUUGAUUCAGUCCAAAACUCAUGAAGUUUUUCAAAGAAUUGAUGAAUCCGCUAAUUUGCUAAUGGAGCAAAACUCUCAAUUUCGUAAGCAAUACGAAUCGACGAUAAAAAACCUGGCAGAAGUGAACAGUACGGUCCACAACUUGGUCGCGUUGGUGGGGGGCACCAGGCAAGCCCUCGAAGAAAAGCUAACCUGGAUUACUUCCGCCUUGGGUGGCACCGAUUCCGCCAUCGAAAGGCUUUACCUGAUCGUAUGGCACUUUGCUUUCAUGCUAAUGGCGAUGCUCAGCUGCGCCUUUUUGACGGCCAGGCUCAGCACCAGGAUAGCCGUGGUCAGUCUGCCUCCCUUGAAUUUGGCGCUGGCCUUUUACGGUCAGGAACAGCACUUGGAUCCGCUGUCGCUGGGAUUGGCGAUCACUAUGCUUGUUAUAGUUCAAUCCGUGGUAAUUUUCGGCAUCACCUACAUGUCGGCGCCCAAACAGGCCAUUGCAUACAAAGAAGACAUACCAACUUCGACAAUAACAACCGACAAAACCGCGGAAACCAUCGCAUACGCAUCGUACGCCGCGACAAAAACGACGAGUUUCUACGAACAAGAGGACGAGCAUCAAGACAGCUUCAGCAGCACGACUCCGCCCCUUUCGAGGAGCGAUUUUUAUUCGCCGGUGCGGUCGCAGAUGUCUAGAUCGCGAAGCGGCACUCCCUUGUAUUUGAGCGCUUCGAAGGAGAGCUGUCACGCGAAAACGCGUAGCGGGACUCCUUGCAAGCUGUCGGCCGUCUUGGGGCGGGACUUUUGCCACAGGCACCAAAAAGGAGAUUCGGUGAUGGGAUAA
Brassicogethes aeneus is the source of this 1692-nucleotide messenger RNA. The record is from the annotation of a GenBank genome assembly. NCBI's taxonomy places the organism in Eukaryota, Metazoa, Arthropoda, Insecta, Coleoptera, Nitidulidae.